AUGAAGUUCCUGGCCAUCUACAUUUUUCUGAUCUUUGCCCUGGUGGCCGUUCAGGCCCAUCCAAAUCGUCAUAAUACCGGUGGAGAGGGUGGAUCCUUCGGUGGACACGGUGGACAGGCUGGUCCCGGUGGUGCCAGUGCCACUGCUAACGCCAGUGCCACUGCCAAUGCCAAAAACCAAGGAGGUGGCCCAGCAUCCGCCAGCGCCACAGCCACCGCAAACGCUGUGUCCAAUUCCCAGGGAGGCGGCGGCCAUGGUUCCCGAGGAUAGGUUCCAAAUAGAGACGAAAUUGAUCUCUCGUAACAGCCUCAACAAAAAAAAGGGCACGUCUUCAGA
This is a messenger RNA of Drosophila rhopaloa, 336 nucleotides long. RefSeq names its product glycine, alanine and asparagine-rich protein-like. The record is from RefSeq and is a predicted model, not a curated record. Lineage: Eukaryota; Metazoa; Arthropoda; Insecta; Diptera; Drosophilidae. The transcript has a single exon. The coding region runs from base 1 to 270 and encodes 89 amino acids.